Messenger RNA from Cornus florida, 1676 nucleotides. RefSeq lists its product as uncharacterized. The transcript has 14 exons. The record is from RefSeq and is a predicted model, not a curated record. The coding region runs from base 304 to 1377 and encodes 357 amino acids. NCBI's taxonomy places the organism in Eukaryota, Viridiplantae, Streptophyta, Magnoliopsida, Cornales, Cornaceae.
CAGUCAUGUUUGAAGGCAUAUUCGUUCACGCUACUAGUUGAAAUCGAGAGUUAGGGUUAUUUUGGUUUGCAAUUUACAAUUCUUAACCAGCAAAAAAUCGCAAAUAGGGCUUUGUUUGCGUCAUUACUGAUCUCCUGUUUCUUACUUGUAUAGCGAUCGUAUAGAGGGGGGAGAGAGAGAGAGAGGGGUUGUCUCCUAAGUUCACUUAGUAGACUCACACUCGAACAUUGGUUUGUGAUGAAAAAGCUUUGAUAUUCAUUUGUUUCACAAUAUUCUUUGUGAAAAACGACAGUUUCAGUGGCGAUGGCCCUCCCUCUCGGGAAGCUCACCAUCCUCGUCGGUGCAGGCCUUGUUGGAUCGGUUCUUGCAAAAGAAGGGCGCAUGUCAAAUGUGUCCGAUUUUUUUUCUGGUGCUUUCAAGAUUGUUUGGAAGCAAAUUAGACAAGAUGAUUCCACCCAAUCAAGUGCGAAGCCACGAAAUGACUCUUUGAUGGCCCAGGUUAAUAGCUUACGGCAGGAACUGCAACUCUUGGCAUCAAAUAGAUCAGUUACAAUUAUAUCAUCAAGUGGUUCAGGUGGUAGCAGAUACGGUAUAAUUAUUGUUGUUGUUGUAGCAGGAUAUGGCUAUGUUUGGUGGAAGGGUUGGAAACUUCCUGAUAUGAUGUUUGCUACAAGGCGCAGCUUAUCUGAUGCAUGCACUUCUAUAGCUAAACAGCUUGAGAAUGUUUACUCAUCGGUUUCGGCCACCAAGCGGCAUUUAUCUUCCAGAAUUGAUCGUGUGGAUUGUAGUUUAGAUGAGUGUGCCGAACUUACGGCUGGUACAAGAGAGGAGGUCUCUGAACUAAGAGGAGAAAUGAAAGUGAUUGGGGUUGACGUUCUGUCUGUUCACAAUGCAGUCCAAACGCUGGAGACUAAAAUUAAUAGAAUAGAAGGAAAGCAGACUAUGACGCAUGGAGGAAUUAUGAAGUUAGUUAAUUAUGCCCAGAGCUUAGAGCACGGCAAAGCCACAGAGCGUAUUCAGGAAGCGCCUAGUUCAUCCAGGCUAGCCCCUGAAUUGCCACAAUUGACACCCUCAUCACGGACUGAGUCUUCGCCUCCCAUUUUGUCUCUGGAACCACAGUCUCCCUCUGAUUCUAAUGGAUCUAACAAGGUAAAACGGACUCUUCAUAGUGCUGUCUCAGCAUCAGGCCUGAAGGAGCUUCAUGGAAUUUCGGGUGCAGUAGAUGCAUCGGGUGGUCCCGAAGUUUCUAAUGGGGUUCAGGCAUCAGAAGACACAAACAAUGGGUACUUGGGUUCGGGAAUGUUUGGGCGGAAGAUUCCUGGCAUCAGGGCUUCAUUUUUUACAAGAACCCGCAGUGCAAUGCAGUCCUUCAAAUAGACCGGGACACUUAAUAUGCUGCAGUAGUGACCAUUGAACCUAUAUAUAAGGGAUAUAUUUUUGUACUGGGGUAAAGGGAAAAUGUUUAUCAGGUUAGUUCUAGGGCUUGCCGAAGCCGAUCCCAAAGAUACAAAGGAGUGCCCAACCAUAUUCCUGGAAAGAGGACUAGGUUCUGAAUUUUGUAGAGCUGCUCUUUACAUUAUAAGAUUAAUUUAAGAUUACAUGUGUAAAAAGUCUAUAUAAAUAUUAAGUAAGUGGUGAAAAGGGGAAUGGCAGAAGGUUUCAUUUGAGGCUAUCCA